Phaedon cochleariae (mustard beetle) is the source of this 4229-nucleotide messenger RNA. Lineage: Eukaryota; Metazoa; Arthropoda; Insecta; Coleoptera; Chrysomelidae. The record is from the annotation of a GenBank genome assembly.
AGUAAUUGUCAAUUUUUUGAAUGAGUAGUUCAUGUUUAUCAUUUCAUCUAAUUAUUAUUAUCAAUUGAUAAUGAUUACGUUUUUAUGAAUCAAAUAUUAAUAAAUCAUGGGUUAUAAAGAAGUGUUUGAAAAAUUGGAAAGGAAUCCCCAACAUGUAUACGACGACGCAGUGAAAAUCCUUUGUAAAAUAGCAGAUAACAUACUGAAAGCCCCUUCAGAUUUGAAAAAACGUACAUUACAGAAGAGCAAUGCCACUAUAUCUAGUAAAGUCUUGUCUGUAAAAGGUGGAGCAGAAUGUCUUAAGCUCAUGGGUUUCUCAGAGAAUGAUACCUGUUUCACAAUGGCUACUAAUGUGCCCUUAAACAGUGUUGAAGAAUUUAAGAAGUCUGUUGUAGAAUGGAGAAAGUUGGUGGAUCAAAGGAGUCAAACCAUUGAAAAGGUUAAUAACACCACAACUCUGCCUUCUGUCAGUGCUGUGGAAAAUAAGCUGAAAGAAACGGUCAUAAAAAAAAUUGUGUUGCCACCUCUCAUACUGACUUUUUCCAACCCUUUUCUAAGGAGAAUAGAAACUUACUCUCACAGUGUUUUACAAUAUGAGGACAGUCAUCUACAAGAAAGAACAAGGAAGAUUAUACCUGUGGCUAUUCUAGAAGAAAAUGCCCAAAAACGGUUGAGAAUCAUUCAAGAACAUAUAAAAAAGAAUAAAUUGGAUGAUCCAGAUCUAAGUAUACAAGAUACUAUGAUCUUGGAAUUGUUGAGAUGGUUCAAGGAGGAAUUUUUUGAAUGGGUAGACAGUCCUAGUUGUGAAAGUUGUGGAAAUGAAACAAGUUUUUCUCACAUGAGUACAGAUCGAAAUCAUUUACAGUACACUGAUAGAGUAGAGCUCCAUCGUUGUAAAACUUGUAGUAAAUUGACACCAUUUCCCAGAUACAAUGACUUGAAUAUUUUGUUGGAGACCAGAAGAGGAAGAUGUGGAGAAUGGGCCAACACUUUUACACUCUGUUGUAGAUCAAUGGGUUGGGACAGCAGAUUUGUUUUGGAUGAAACUGACCAUGUGUGGACAGAGGUAUUCUCCGUGACCCAGAACCGUUGGUUGCACUGCGAUCCAUGCGAAAACGCCUGCGACACACCCCUCAUGUACGAAUCGGGGUGGGGCAAAAAAGUCUCCUACGUCAUCGCGUAUUCCUGCGAUGACGUCCAAGAUGUCACGUGGCGGUACUCGAGCUGCCAUAAGGCGGUGCUGGAAAGAAGAAAACUAUGCGGAGAAAAGGAGUUGCUGGAUGGUUUGUUAGAGUUGAGGGGGAGGGUGCAGAAGGGGGUGUCGGAGGCGAGAAGGAAGUAUUUGGCCAGGAGGGUUGUUAUGGAGUUGGUGGAGUUUUUGACGGAGAAGAAACCUAACAGUGAGGAAAACAAAGGUCGUUCUUCUGGCUCAGAAAUGUGGCGUCUAGCCAGGGGGGAAAUCCAGGAAGAAUCUAAAUCUUCUUCUUACGUUUGGCGAAUAAACCCUGCUGAUGUUUCUGAUGGUACAGUCACCAUCAGAUAUUCCAGUUCUCUGGACAAGUACGAAUGUAUAUCCGGAAAUCGUAUUUUAGGGGAAGUGUCUGGAUGGGAUAGGGGAGCUUACGCACAAAGUGGGGUUUUCAAGAAAGUGGAGAAAGAUUGGAAAAUGACGUAUUUGGCUAGAAAAGAGGGUGUUGAAAAUGGGAGCAUAUCGUGGAAAUUUGAUAUAGCGAGUGCCAACAAAAAAUUGCAAACUCUUUCAAUCAAAUUCGAUCAUAAAAUAUACGAAAAUGGCAUUGUGGAUUUCACAAUAUGUGCAGGGGACUCUUGUGUGUCUUUACCCAAAGGUGAAAUGAAAGCAGUGUUUGAAAACUUUUCAGGUUGCAGUAGUUUGUGUUUGAAGGCGAAUUUGUCUGGUGGAAAAGGUGACGUUGCUUGGCAACAUGCUCAGCUGUUUCGACAAUCUACUGACAGCAAAGAUUACACUUUUGCUGUCACCUUAACUUUCAAGGAAAACGUGGUUUCCAACAGCAGCUUCCUCAGCGACGGCUGGUGCAUCAGCAUCCUGGGAAAACCUUGCGCCAAUUUGAAAAUUUACGCAGACGCUAAACCGGAAGAUCGACAAGCUGACAACAUAGGGAAUCUUUUCACCAGCCACGAAAAAUCCAGAGAGAACUUGGACGUAUCCAGAACAGCAUCAGAAAUCGACAAUUCGAGACCUUAUAGAGUAUCGAUUGCAAAUCCAGAAGUUAGAACUUCUCUGGAAGAGCACCAAACACCGCAUAGGGAGAACUCUGAAGCUUUGAGAGUUACAGCAGCAAAUCCAGAAGUUGAAACUUCUAGAGAGGAGAACCGAACAUCACUUGGGAAAGUUUUUUCUCCAGAACACUCUAUAGAUGGUGCUGAACAAUCUACACCUGCUGUAGUAGAGCGACCCAUCACAACCCCAAACCUAGAAAAACGAUCUUCGCCAGUAAUAGAAGAACCCUCUAGAACAGAAAGUCCGAUAGAGGUUCCCAAAAACGCACAAGCAUUAUAUAACAGACGAAUCGAAACAGAAAAUAAGAAUCAAGUUCGAAAAAUCGUCGAAAGGAAAGAAGAGCUUACAAAUAAAUCUAGUGUUCCUAUUUCUAUCAAAGCGGAACAUCGCUUGGGUACAGAAGACGGUACCGUUAUAUAUAUUGGAUGCAAUAGAAGCAGAAGACAUUCAAAAUCUAACAACAAAAAAGAGAGCAGGAGGCAGAGAAACAACUGCUGCGACGAGAACUGUCAAACCAGCCGCCCUUCGAUCCUGAAACCAACUGCGACUGCGCGCAGCGAUUCCAGUCGUGGCGACCCUAGCCCGGGCAAGAGACACCAGAAAACCUCCACCGGUACGAUGGACGCCUACCCCGUCAAAGAAACGGCAACACGGGCCCAAAAUGACAGGCAACAAACCGUGCUGACCAGCGACAAGAUAUUGCAAACGUCAGACGAUCGCAUUUGUUUCUUCAGAUGCGGCAGGGAUACGGCCUCCAAUACCGAGCAAACGAAAUUGGCAGAGUCUUAUGUCAACACUUUCAAUACCGAGUCGACCAAAAUGCAGACCAGCGAGAAUACUUGGGCGAGUCCUGAUGAGAAUCGGUGCUGGUAUUGCUCAAAGGAGCGAGAACGAGUUUGCAGCUGCGCAUUUCCUGGUUGCAAAUCUCGUUUGGUUGAAAGGCACAUCAGCUUUUCAUCCCUUAACACGUCACCUAGAACCCCAGAAAGUUGCCCCUCGGAAAUUCGCCGUCCCCUACAUCGAAAAAAAUCUCCCAAGAUUAGCAACAAGUUCGUAGAUACAUCUGAAGAGAGUGCGAGGUACAUUUGUGUGCCCCCUUGCGAGGGUUUCAAGAAACGUCCUUCGGAAGCUAGGCGAUUUCGUGAGACGAAUCCUAGACCUAGAUCGCCACCUAGAAAUAUUCAAGCGAGGGUCGUUCCGUGUGACGGAAGAUGCAGACGUACCAUGAACCCAGAACCGCAUCAAAACUAUUGUUCUCUUCCGUUUCGGCCACCCCCACCUCCAAUACCGCGGGAUUUUUCAAGUUCCGAUGAACAGGAAGAGGAAGAAGAAGACGAAGAAACCGACAUUGACGAGGAAAAUGAAGACUUGGAUGGAUUCACGUCGGACGGUAGCAGAAUACAUCGUGAUUUGCCAUACCAAAACAACGAUGAGUAUCUGGAAUUGGUGCAGGAGUUGGAAGAAACGUUACAGAAUAGGAACAGGAACAGGGUGAAACGAGCAAUGAAAGAGUUCGAGAACAAGAGCAGAUACAACAGGCCGCUGGAACAACCGAUCAUCAAUUAUGAGGAACCCAGCGAGAGCGAGGAACCGAUCAUCAGAAGGAUUUCCGAGCUCAAUGAGAAGAGAAUCAGCCGUUGCCAAGGAGACUGCUGCGGCUGCAGAAAAGAGGAUCAGCCGACUUUUCAGCUCAAACUGAAACGGCCCACCUCGAAGCCCAACAAAUCCAAGAAGUUUUCGGGAGGGGACCGUCAGGCCCGUUGGCAGAUGGACAACAAAUCAGGCGAGUGGUUCAAGGUCGGCGAAAACGAUCCUCCCAAAUUUCGAAAUGCUCCUAAACUGGUUACGCCUCGCGGUCGUCUCAAUGAGCUGCCUUGCGGUUGUUCGUGUUCUUGUGGCAAAUAAAAAAUAUCACGGUUUCACUCUGUACGACUAUUUUUUGGCUCAUGGUUUAUACAGGGUGUUCCUU